AUUCCCUCCUCCAUUUGCCCCAUCCGUAGAUUAUGCUGCCUCUUUUCUCUCAUUAGCAUCAAAGAGAAGCACAAGCUCGAUAUGGGAAACUGCUUGGGAUCUCCUUCUCUCCGUGAAAAGAGUAUCGGCAGCUCCACCAACCAUAAUACCCCAGGCACAUCCUUAGGUGAAUUAAAGAACUAUAGUAACACUACAGAACUUUCAGUAACAAGCAGCAGCAACUGCAGGAGUCAGUUUUCAGAGGUAGUGAGUGAGAUUGUGGAGGAGAGGAACCCAGAUGGGCAAAUUUUGGAAAGGCACAACUUGAAAAUUUACACCUUUGCAGAGUUGAAGAAUGCAACCAGGAACUUCAAAUCUGAUACUUUGUUGGGUGAGGGAGGAUUUGGCAGAGUUUUCAAAGGCUGGGUUAAUGAGAAGACUUUGCAACCCUCAAAGACUGGCUCAGGAAUGCUGGUUGCCAUUAAGAAAUUAAGCCCAGAAAGUAUGCAAGGUUUAGAAGAAUGGCGGUCUGAGGUGAAUUUUCUAGGAAGGCUUUCUCAUCCAAAUUUGGUUAAGUUGUUGGGAUAUUGUACGGAAGAUAAGGAGCUUCUGCUUGUUUAUGAAUUCAUGGCAAGAGGAAGCUUGGAAAAUCAUUUAUUUAGACGAAACCCAAACAUUGAGCCGCUUUCUUGGGAAUUAAGGCUGAAAAUUGCCAUUGGAGCUGCUAAGGGUCUAGCUUUCUUGCACACUUCAGAUAAGAAAGUCAUUUAUAGAGAUUUCAAGGCCUCAAACAUAUUGCUUGAUGGGAACUACAACGCCAAAAUAUCAGAUUUUGGGUUGGCUAAAUUGGGGCCUUCUGCUGGAGAAUCUCAUGUAACAACCAGGGUUAUGGGAACCUAUGGUUAUGCUGCUCCAGAGUAUAUUGCAACAGGUCAUUUAUAUGUGAAGAGUGAUGUUUAUGGCUUUGGUGUUGUUCUGCUGGAAAUAAUGACUGGCUUGAGGGCACUUGACACAAGGCGGCCAAAUGGGCAGCAGAACCUGGUGGAUUGGCACAAACCAAGCCUCUCCCAUAAGAGAAAGCUGAAGAGCAUCAUGGAUCCGAGAAUUGAGGGUCAAUAUUCUCCUAAGGCAGCAUGGCAGUCCGCAGAGCUCACUCUGAAAUGUCUGGAACCUGAUCCCAGGAAGCGUCCUUCCAUGAAGGAAGUCGUUGAAGCUUUGGAAAGAAUUGAAGCUCUUAAGGUGAAAAGGAAGGAUUGUAGAUCCAUAUUUAGUCAAUCUUCAACUUCUCUCCCUGCUUAGCAGCAUGCUCAGUAUCACCCUCGAUUUCAAACACACGAUGGUGCUUGAAUUUUGAGCUACCAACUACCAGGAAGCAGGUAAUAAAGUUGUAUUAACAAAUUCGACCUUUCACUUGGAAGCUCUUUAAGCUUUAAUUUCUUCGUUUUUUUAUCAGUGAUUAAAGCAAUCAACAUUCUUUCGAAAAUCUCUUCAAAAUCUUGUUGUAGUCCCAAUUUUGCUCAAAUAAAGUAUAGUAACUUGG
This is a messenger RNA of Rubroshorea leprosula, 1519 nucleotides long. Lineage: Eukaryota; Viridiplantae; Streptophyta; Magnoliopsida; Malvales; Dipterocarpaceae. The record is from the annotation of a GenBank genome assembly.